AUGUAUCAUAUUGGGAAAUUGAUGAAUGAUUCGGAGUCUUUAUUGUUAGCCAGAAUUCGGCUAACAAAACAAAGAUACAAAAAUUUUUGGAUGCCAGAGCCUAUUGAAGUCAAUAUGUCUCUCGCUGUGUACCCCACUGGCGAAUACAUAGUUGAUAUGAAAGUUGGAUCGCAAAUUGUACCUCUAUUGCUAGACACCGGAUCACCCCUUAUUUGGUGGCAGUGUGCACCCUGCGAAGAUUGCUUUAAACAAAUAAACUAUCCUGUCUACAAUCAAUCUCUUUCUGAAGACUAUGACCAACAUUUCUGUCCAUCAAUAAAUUGUAUUGAGAAAAGCGGGCGUGGGAUUAGAAAUCAAUGCAUAAACCAUAUGUGUCACUAUAAGAUACAAUAUGGAGAUGGAUCUACUUCUGAGGGUGUUUAUGCCUAUGAAACAAUUUCGGAUGUAAGAGGCAUGUUAGAAAAGCAGAUCAUCUUUGGAUGUGGGGUAAUAAACAAAGGUGCCUUUUACGGGUAUUAUGCUGGAAUCUUGGGAUUCCAGAAUGAUCCAUUAUCUUUUCCAAACCAAAUACAAGCAGACAAAUUUUCUUUCUGUUUCGUGCCUAGUCAGCCCAAAUUUGAUAGAAAAUUUCAAAAGAUGCCAGAUAGUUCCACGUUGUAUCUCUAUGAUUUCCCGUACCUUAACGAGGACACAACAUUUAUUGUGGAACUCACGCACUCAGGUCAACACUAUGUAGAGUUUAUGGGUAUCAAAAUUGAUGAUGUAAUGAUCCCCAUCGAUGCUGCAUUUUGGAAAAGAGAUGAACUAGGUAAAUAUGGUGUAAUGGUGGAUAGUGGUACGACGUUAACAAGAUUUCCACCGAUGGUGUACAAUAAAGUCCGCAAUUCGUUCUUAAAGGGUGUGAAGGGUAAAAUGAAAGCAUUCAAAAUAGAAAGCUUUGACACCUGUUUUUAUUCACCCGGGAGCACCCCUGGGGACUACAUUCCAAAAGUAUCCCUAUGUUUUGCAGACGAAGAUAGAGAGCUUCAACUUGCACCAGAGCAUAUUAUGACUUCAAUUGGACUUAUAAAAGAUACAUAUUGCUUUGCUUUUCUGGAAAUGGAAUCGGAACUAACUAUUUUAGGGAAUCACCAGUUACAACACACAAGAUUAUCUUUUAAUAUGUGGGAUGACGUAGUCAGUUUCACUCCAGAUGACUGUUAA
Messenger RNA from Mercurialis annua (annual mercury), 1203 nucleotides. Its product is annotated as aspartic proteinase nepenthesin-1-like. Bases 1 to 1203 code for a protein of 400 amino acids. The transcript has a single exon. Gene Ontology annotation, molecular function: aspartic-type endopeptidase activity. Gene Ontology annotation, biological process: proteolysis. NCBI's taxonomy places the organism in Eukaryota, Viridiplantae, Streptophyta, Magnoliopsida, Malpighiales, Euphorbiaceae. The record is from RefSeq and is a predicted model, not a curated record.